AUGCGUUCUUGCACUUCCAUUCUCCUGGCUUCGGCCCUUGCCUUGGGCGCUGUCGCCAAGCCCCUCGCACUCGAGAAGCGUGUCAUGGUUACUAAGAUCGACCUCGACAUCGUAACCGUCACCAAGUAUGUCACUGCUGGCCAACCCGCAGAGACUCCCGUCAGCAAGGAGGACAUCAGCUCUCACCACGGCGGCUACCAGACCCCCAAGGCUUCCUCGACUCCCGCUGCCACCAGCUCACGGACCCCGCCCAAGCCCUCGUUCCCUUCGAACGGUGGCUACAGCGCUGUUCCUGUCCCGAGCUCUACCAGCAAGUCGACACCCGCUCCCAAGCCUAGCACUAGCUCUUCGGUUUACGCGCCAGCGCCUGUGCCGAGCACUUCCUCUUCCGUCUAUGUGGCUCCUUCCUCUUCCGCUUAUGUGAAGCCAAGCACAUCUUCGGCUCCCCAACAAUACACCUCCACCACCCCGGCUGCUACUCCUUCCUCUACUCCCAUCUACGGUGUAGAGCACAAGUCGGGCGAUGACCAGGCCUACCUCUCCUCUGGUGUUGACUACCAGGACUCCGUUCUUUGGCACCACAACCGCGCCCGUGCCAACCACGGCGCAUCCAACCUUGAGUGGAGCGAUGACUGCGCGUCGGCCGCCAGCACCGCCGCUGCCUACUGCGACUUCACUCACCACGUCGUCGACGGCCAGGGUCAAAACCUCUUCACCGUCUCCGGUGACGCCUACAAUGCCACUGCUGGUAUCACUGAGUCCUGGUACAAGGCCGAAGCCGAUAUCUACGGUGCUUUCGGCGCUGCUCCCAACAUGGACACCUUCCACGAGUGGGGUCACCUUACUCAGGUCCUCUGGAAGAAGACCACCCACGUCGGCUGCGUCACCAUCGACUGCGGCUCCAAGAUGACCAUCGACGGUGCCUCCUCCGAGCUCAACCUCUACACCGUGUGCAACUACUCGCCGCCCGGCAACUACGAGGGCGAGUACGCCGACAACGUCGCUGCGCCCGUCAACUCUUACCAGGGUUACUCAUGGGCCGACUAA
Messenger RNA from Didymosphaeria variabile, 1047 nucleotides. RefSeq lists its product as uncharacterized. The transcript has a single exon. Bases 1 to 1047 code for a protein of 348 amino acids. The record is from RefSeq and is a predicted model, not a curated record. NCBI's taxonomy places the organism in Eukaryota, Fungi, Ascomycota, Dothideomycetes, Pleosporales, Didymosphaeriaceae.